This is a messenger RNA of Bipolaris zeicola 26-R-13, 588 nucleotides long. RefSeq lists its product as uncharacterized. The transcript has a single exon. NCBI's taxonomy places the organism in Eukaryota, Fungi, Ascomycota, Dothideomycetes, Pleosporales, Pleosporaceae. The annotation marks the transcript as partial. The record is from RefSeq and is a predicted model, not a curated record.
ACUCCACCAUCACUCCCGCCUCCAAGGCAAACUGGGCUGACAUGGUCCGACUUCCAAUUCGGAAACGAUGUAAACAGCCUCCCCACUUCGCCAGGGAUAGAUGGUAAACGACAAGGAUCUCUACAACAGACACUCAGCAAACUCCAUAGAGAGCGUUUCCGCUUCACAAAAUCAGUCCCCAGCGAUCUCAACAGCAAAAUCUGCUGUCCUCGCGACCGCGGCGCUGUCCUGGACAUCUACACCGAAGCUCUGAGCAAGAUUACUCCCGCAAACCACCAGCAAAUCUACGCCGAGGCAAAGGCGAAAAUAAAGACUGUACUAGGCCUCUCUAGAGCUGGGCCUCGAAAUGCCGUUUUUACAAGGACGCUGCUGGCGCCGAUUGAGCCGCUGUACGCUAUGCCGCGUAUUGAGUUCCGCAAUGACAAGUUUGGUCAUCGUGCGGCUACUAGGCUGCAGGAGUGGAGGGAGGAUGGGUGGCCUAAUCAGUACCCGAAGAAUGCGGUCCUGAAGGAGAGGGCUAGAGAAGGCAAGUGGGAGGGGUGGGUAAAUCAAAACUGGGAGGAUGAGGUGGCUGAAGAGGGGAGCGAG